UCAUAAUCUUGCGAGAUAGCCACCCCGUUGGACGAUGUACGGUAUUCCUGAUCGGGAGAGGCAAGUCUGAGUCAUCCUCCAUCAAUCCAUCACGUGUUGCAGCAUAUGUCCUCCUGUCCUCUCGAAGUCUCCAAACUUCCAUCCGUCAAGAUCCUCACGCUGCAACUACCGAUCUGAUCAGCCAACACUCGUACGAUCUAUACCUCAAUACCAUACCAAGGAGAUCCUCGGCCAGCAGGUCGGCUUGCCGAACUCGUAGCCGAACGGAUAAACGGGAUUCUUAGUGCGAUCCACAGCGGAGCGACGGGUUGGCCUCCAUGCGAAUCACAGCCAAUGGGUGGCGUCGUGGUCUGAUCCCUCUCCAGGCUUUCUCUGUCAUCAUUACACAAACGUCUGAGUUGCUUCGACAAAUUUUUCGGUCGCAGGGGCCAAUCUGACCAGAUGGAUUCGAUUAAAACCGAAGCCUGUCGCCAUCGCCUGGCGCAGACCCAACUGGCAAUGUCCUGCUUGACUCUUGCACCAACUCCAACACCUCGUGGGAAUGGCGUCCAGAGAUGCGGCCGCUGAAGCUCCUCGCGCCCACCGAAUCCCCCACUGGCGUCUCCUCCUCGACCAGGGCGUUGUGACCUCCGAAAUUAUCGAGUAUCCCUACGUGGGCGCCGGCACCAAUGAUGACCCGUUUAUCGUGGAAUGGAUCCCCAACGACCCGCGCAACCCUAUGCUCUUCGACAAGAACCUGAAAUGGGCCUACACCAUCACUGUCGCCUUUGCCACUUUCGGCGUCUCCCUCGCGUCUUCUGCGUAUGCCGGCAGCAUCGAGGAGGUCCUCAAGUCUUUCGGUAUCGGCCAGGAGCUGGCCACGCUGGGCGUGUCCCUGUUCGUGCUGGGCUUUGCCGUCGGGCCGCUGGUCUGGGCGCCGCUGAGUGAGCUCAUCGGGCGGCAGAUCAUCAUGUUCAUUUCGUACUUUGCCCUGGCGGCUUUCUGCGCGGGGGCCGCCGGUGCGCAAAACAGCUGGUCGUUGAUCAUCCUGCGCUUCUUUGCGGGGUCUUUUGGCUCGUCGCCCCUGACCAAUGCAGGUGGCGUCAUUGCCGAUAUCUUCCCGGCUGAUCAGCGCGGUUUAGCAACCAGCCUGUUCGCCGGCGCUCCUUUCCUCGGACCAACCCUCGGUCCCGUCAUCGGCGGAUUCCUCGGCGAAAACGCCGGCUGGCGCUGGGUGCAAGGCUUCCUGGCGACCUUCACCGGGCUCAUCUGGAUCGUGACCAUCUUCCUCGUCCCCGAAACCUACGCGCCCGUCCUCCUGCGCAAACGCGCCGAUAAACUCACUCAACUCAGCGGCGGCCAGCACAUCUACCGCAGCAAGCUGGAUCUCGAGCGCGGCCGCGUCUCCGUCGCCACGGCCUUCGGCUCCUCCCUCCUCCGCCCCUGGAUCCUCCUCUUCGCCGAGCCCAUCGUCCUGCUGCUCUCCAUCUACAUGGCCAUCAUCUAUGGCACGCUCUACAUGCUCUUCGACGCCUUCCCUAUCGUCUUCCAGAACAUCCGCGGCUGGAGCCAAGGCAUCGGCUCGCUGCCCUUCCUCGGCGUCAUGACGGGCAUGAUGAUCGCCGUCGGCUGCAACAUGUACGACAACAAACGGUACGUGCGCGAACACCGCAAACACCGGGGUUUCGCGCCCCCGGAAGCCCGCCUCCCACCCACGAUGGUCGGCGCCGUAGCCAUCCCAAUCGGCCUGUUCUGGUUCGCAUGGACCAACGGCCCGAACGUCCACUGGAUCGUAUCGAUCAUCGCCUCCGCGCCCUUUGGCUUCGGCAUGGUCCUCGUCUUCCUCGGAAUCAUGGUGUACCUGAUCGACGCAUACACCAUCUACGCAGCUAGCGUGCUCGCCGCGAACUCGAUUAUCCGAUCCUGUUUCGGCGCGGGGUUCCCGCUCUUCACGACAUACAUGUACAACAAUCUCGGCAUUCAUUGGGCGUCGUGCAUCCCUGCUUUCUUGGCUCUGGCGUGUCUGCCCUUCCCAUUUGUCUUUUAUAAGUAUGGCGCGACGGUGCGCAAGAAAUGCAAGUAUUCGGCGGAGUCGGAUGCGUUUGUGCGCAAGUUGGCGGAGAAGAGCUUGACGUCGGGUGAUGGGGAUGAGGAGAAAGUGGCUGAUAAGGAGGGCGAGGCUGUGGUGGACAGAGAGGGUGUGGAUGUUGAGCAUGAGCAGGAACAUGAACAUGACCUGGAGAGAGCGGACACCGUGUCGACGAGUAGCGACGACGACGGACAAUCGCGAGGCACCUACGAGGCGAAUCCGUACGACAUUGACCGCGUGAAUACGCGCAAUUCAGCGAUUACGCAGCGGUCGCGAUCGCGAUCGACGAAGGGGCGGAAGAGAUUUGGGAUCUUUUGAUUUGAACGUUCAGCGAUUGCAUUGUUAUUUAUACUAUACUAGAAUAGCAUUGAUGCGUAUAUAAUAGACAUAAGAAUGGAAAUAUUUA
Molecule: messenger RNA, 2474 nt
Organism: Aspergillus melleus
Lineage: Eukaryota; Fungi; Ascomycota; Eurotiomycetes; Eurotiales; Aspergillaceae
Product: MFS transporter
Exons: 2
Coding region: 542-2386 (614 amino acids)
Biological process (GO): transmembrane transport
Molecular function (GO): transmembrane transporter activity
Source: RefSeq, a predicted model, not a curated record